UCUUUGCACCAAGAGACACCACCCACUCUAGUCUCCUCGCCGACUGACAGGGACUCUGACUGACUGUCGUCUUCGUGAUUUCUGUAGCUUUGACAACAGAAUGGAAAAUGAACACACAACAGACAGGAUGGACACAGCGAACACAUUGAGCUCAGACGUCACAGACUCCAGUAAAAGAGUAAGUUAUUUGAUUGAGAAGUAUAAAGAUGUAGGAUUUGGUCAGCCUCGGAAAUUCUCUAAGGAGCCACAGUCUCAAGUCUGCAUGUCCUCCGUAGUGCGUAGUUUUGGAAACGUUGGCACUUUGUGCGCUGCGCCUCCUGGCUCAAGCAACAACAGUACCAUGUUCAAAGACUGUACGGUCAGAGAUAACGCAUCACUUAUCAAUAAAGCGUUUUAUGACCGCUCUGACCCUGUGCGCUGGACAGAGGUGCGUGGUAUAGAGGGAGUGAAGGAUUCCACGUUACCGCAGCCGAUCCCAACAGUAACUCAUGAAAGUUUGCAGAGAGCGGCUACGAACAUGAUAUCGACACCCAGUUCAACCACAGCCACCGGGGUCUGUAGGAUCAUCAAAGAUGAGAAGGAGCCGUCACUAAUCAUGGAAACACCGUGUCCCGAUUUUGACCUAACGGCCAAUAUCCCUACCCUCGAGAGCUGUUACGACAGCGAGAGGAAACAACAACAGUUAGGUUUUCUGGAUGAUUCCGCAGCGUCUUUCCCCACCUCCGCGCCUGGACAACAGCACCAACAAGUACUAUUGGACUGUUCACCGAACUUUCUAGUCGACUUGAAUCAGAACGACCAGAUGUCGACGGUUCCCCAGGUCCGUGCAGACUCACGCGGUGUUCCCUUUCCUACUCAUCCCGGUAAGGGCAUGCUGAGUUUUGAUGUAAUGAGCAGUAACGGACAGGGUCCACAGCAGCAUUUGAUGAUUUAUAAGAGUGAAAUGCCCAGAUGGUCCAUUCAGACCUCUCCUACUCAUUCCUCGUUUUGGUGCCAGUCCAGCGGGGUCUCCGAGGACCAGUACCCACACCAUGGCUACUCCUCCCCGGAUGGAAUUCACACCUCAGCCCUGCUCCAGAGGUCCCCAACCUAUACAGGAUAUGGCGGUGUUCCACCCCAGAGACUAUGUAUGAUCUGUGGAGAUGAGGCCUCAGGGUGUCACUAUGGGGUCCUCACAUGUGGAAGCUGCAAAGUGUUCUUUAAACGAGCGGUCGAAGGACAUCAUAACUAUCUCUGUGCCGGUCGAAAUGACUGCAUCGUGGAUAAAAUACGGAGAAAGAAUUGUCCUGCGUGUCGCCUGAGGAAGUGCUACCAAGCUGGGAUGAUGCUCGGAGGGCGGAAGCUGAAGCGUUUUGGGGCCCUGAAGGCAGGUCCAGCCUUGAUGUUCCAGGGGCCCUUAUCAGCCCUGGGAGAUGGUCUGGCCCCAGCCUUGAUGUUCCAGGGGCCCUUGUCAGCCCUGGGGGAUGGUCAGACCCUGGCCUCUCUACCCUGCAUGCCUGGCCUCAACGAGCUGCAGCUCUCCCCUCAGAUCAUCAGCAUUCUGGAGAGCAUUGAGCCUGAGGUGGUGUACUCUGGCUAUGACAACUCCCAGCCUGACAUGCCACACCUCCUCCUCAACAGUCUCAACAGACUGUGCGAUAGACAGCUGUUGUGGAUCGUCCGGUGGUCCAAGUCCCUGCCAGGGUUCCGUAGCCUCCACAUCAACGACCAGAUGACACUCAUCCAAUACUCCUGGAUGAACCUAAUGGUGUUCUCUCUGGGCUGGAGAUCUUUCCAGAAUGUCACCAGUGAAUACUUAUACUUCGCUCCUGAUCUUAUCCUUAGCCAGGAUCGUAUGAGGAGAUCUCCCAUAUAUGAUCUGUGUCUGGCCAUGCAGUUCAUUCCUCAGGAGUUUACCAGCCUCCAAGUCACCAAAGAGGAGUUCCUCUGUAUGAAAGCCAUCAUGAUUCUCAACACUGUUCCAUUGGAGGGUUUAAAGAGCCAGGCCCAGUUUGAGGAGAUGAGACAGAACUACAUUCGGGAGCUGACCAAGGCUAUCCAUCUGAAGGAGAGAGGCAUGGUGGCCUCCUCUCAACGCUUCUAUCAUCUCACCAAGCUCAUGGAUGCCAUGCAUGAGAUUGUGAAGAAAGUGAACCUGUACUGUCUUAGUACCUACAUCCAGGCUGACGCCAUGAAGGUUGAGUUCCCUGAAAUGAUGUCAGAGGUCAUCUCCUCCCAGCUCCCCAAGGUCCUGGCCGGCAUGGUCAAGACCCUCCUCUUCCACGCCAAGUGACCAAUCACAGGAGACAACCAAACCUGCACCGCGCAAAGCACCAUGGAAGAAUAGAAUAUACCCAAAGAGCAAGAGUUGAAUAAAUAUUUUAUAAACGUCAUCAUAUAUCAAAUCAAAUAUCGACCAAAAUGUUAUGUUGAUUUGAAAAUAGGUCUUUGUCCGGUGGGUGUAUCAUAUCUUUGAAACUAAGACAAUUUAAGUUAAUCGUAAAGGUUUUGGGGAGGUGAUAUUUGGACCAAGUUAAACAUGAAGGUUUUGGGGAGGUGAUAUUUGGACCAAGUUAAACAUGAAGGUUUUGGGGAGGUGAUAUUUGGACUAAGUCAAAAUGUGAAGAUUUUGGGGGGGAAUUAGUUGAGUUUAUAUUUGUGGCAGAAUGAGUCCUUCUCCAAGGUCUGUUUGCCCUGUCUGAAGUCCAAUAGUCCUGCCAGCAGGCAGAUAUGUCCUCCAGUCAGACCUCUUAGAACUGUGAUUCCUUCUCCAAGGUCUGUCUGCCCUGUCUGAAGUCCAAUAGUCCAGAUAUGUCCUCCAGUCAGACCUCUGUGGUGAAUCCAUCAAAGAUACUGUAACGGUGCCUCCCUUCAAUACACUCUUAUCUUUUGAGGUGGUGGAAUUUUAUAUAUAGAAGUUGUGUUAGCAUUUUUAAUUUGUGAGAAUUACUGUUUUGCUAGACUUGUAAGAGAGCUAGGUUUACGUCCCAAAUUGCACCCUAUUCCCAACAGUGCACUGCUUUUGACCAGAGUGCCAUGGGCUCUGGUUGAAAGUAGUGCACUAUGUAGGGAAUAGGGUGCUGUUUGAGACGCAGCCUUAAAACUGCUAUACCAAGUUUUGCUUUUUGCGUUAGUUUUCAGUGACAUACAUGUCACACUCCCUGCUUCAUGGCUGGGCAGGCAUUUAUAUAUCUCAAGUUACGCAAGUUACACAAAAUACACAAUGCCAUUCUAUUUCAUGUACCAUUAAAUUACAUAACUACUGUAUUUUUUUAAAGGGAGCACAAGGGGAAUGAUGUUAUUUCAAUGCCAUUGCUAUUCGCAGAAAUGUGGAAAAAUAAAUGUUCCAUUGCUCUGCGAUAAGGAAAUACCAUCUGAACCUCCUCCCCGAUCCUCAAGAUAAAGACAUAUAGAGCGAGAGACAGAUAAAAAGAGAGAAAGAGGAGAGGAGAAAUAAAGAGAGGGAGGAGAGCGAUAGUGGGAGGAAAGAGAGAAUAAGGGAGGAAAAAGAGAGAGAGGAGAGAGAUAAAGGCAGGAAAAAGAGAGAUGAGAGAGAGGGAGGGAGGAGAGAGAUAAAGAGAGAGUAGAGGAUAAAUAGAGAGGAAGGAAAGGA
This is a messenger RNA of Oncorhynchus mykiss (rainbow trout), 3592 nucleotides long. RefSeq names its product progesterone receptor (gene pgr). Gene Ontology annotation, biological process: regulation of DNA-templated transcription. The record is from RefSeq and is a predicted model, not a curated record. Lineage: Eukaryota; Metazoa; Chordata; Actinopteri; Salmoniformes; Salmonidae. Gene Ontology annotation, molecular function: zinc ion binding; DNA-binding transcription factor activity; sequence-specific DNA binding.